AUGGCAUGCAUCGGGCUGGGUUCUAAAUCCGAAGCAUUUCAUCUUGAAGGUCAAGCUUGGUUCUGCACAACUGGGCUUCCCAGCGAUGUCACCAUUGAAGUUGGAGAGAUGUCUUUUCAUCUCCACAAGUUUCCAUUGCUUUCUAGGAGCGGGCUGUUAGAAAAGCUUAUUGAAGAGUUUUCCAGUGAGGAUGGAUCAGGGUGUAUUUUGCAGCUUCAUGAUUUGCCUGGUGGAGCUAAAGCAUUUGAGCUUAUAGCUAAAUUUUGCUAUGGUGUUAAACUAGAUCUCUCCGCUUUGAAUGUAGUCAGCCUUAGAUGUGCAGCAGAGUAUCUUCUAAUGACUGAAGAUUAUGGACAAGGAAACCUAAUCUCACAGACAGAAGGUUUCUUUAAUGAAGUUUUUGGUGAUUGGGCGGACACCAUAAAAGCUCUUGAAACAUGUGAAGAAGUUCAAAAAUACGCAGAAGAGCUCCACAUUAUUUCAAGAUGCCUAGACUCCUUGGCCAUGAAAGCUUGUGCAGACCCAAAUCUAUUCAAUUGGCCUGUAUCUGGAUGCACUAGCCAGCGGAAUGCAGCAGGCACUGUCUUGUGGAAUGGUAUAACUUCUGAAAAUAAGUCACAACCUCUUGGUGAUGAUUGGUGGUUUGAGGACGUCUCAUUUCUUAGCUUGCCCCUAUAUAAACGGCUGAUUUUGUCUGUGCAAUCAAAAGGCAUGAAGCUUGAGAAUAUUGCUGCUUCCCUCAUUUACUAUGCUAGGAGAUAUCUUCCUUUGUUGAAUAGGCAAUCAAGCUUCAGUGAUGCAAAUAAUACCAAUCCAGGGACAACCAUUUGCACCACUUCGGAGGCAGACCAAAGGGCUCUACUUGAAGAGAUUGUAGGGCUGCUUCCUAAUAAGAAGGGAGUCAUAUCCACCAAGUUUCUGCUUAGGCUACUCCGUGCUGCUAUGAUCUUACAUGCAAGUUCAUCAUGCAGAGAAAAUUUGGAGAAAAGGGUUGGAACUCAGUUGGACCAAGCUGUGCUUGUAGAUCUUCUCAUACCAAAUAUGGGUUACUCGAUCGAAACCCUUUAUGAUAUAGACUGUGUUCAGAGGAUUCUUGAUCAUUUCAUGUCACUAUAUCAGGCACCUGCACCUUCUUCUCCAAGCAUAAUUGAAGAGGGCCAAUUGGUAAGUGGGACAGACACUCUGACACCUGUUACUAUGGUGGCUGGUCUGGUGGAUGGAUAUCUUGCUGAGGUGGCUCCAGAUGUUAAUUUGAAGUUGCCGAAGUUUCAGGCGCUGGCUGCUGUUGUCCCCGAUUAUGCCCGGCCGCUUGAAGAUGGUAUUUAUCAUGCAAUUGAUAUAUACCUGAAGACACAUCCUUGGCUAACAGAUUCUGAGAGGGAGCAACUCUGUCGACUUAUGAACUGCCAGAAGCUCUCUUUGGAAGCCAGCACCCAUGCAGCCCAGAAUGAGAGGCUACCUCUUCGAGUAAUUGUGCAAGUCCUCUUCUUCGAACAGCUUCGACUCCGGACGUCAAUUUCAGGUUGGUUCUUUGUUUCUGACAAUCUUGAGAACUCUCAAAAUCCCAGUGGAAACCUUGAGCUUCCCAAAAAUGAUGGCUCUCGUCAAAUGGACCUUGUACAAGAUCGAGGAGUGAGUGCUGAGAACAUGAAGGAACGUGUUUUGGAGCUUGAAAAGGAGUGCUCAAGCAUGAAGAUGGAACUUCACAAGUUGGCUAAGACAAAGAAAAGUUGGUGCAUUCUUCCCAAAAAGUUAGGCUUUGGGAGAAGGUCACCACCCUGCAAUUCAAAAGAAUCAUAG
Molecule: messenger RNA, 1800 nt
Organism: Alnus glutinosa
Lineage: Eukaryota; Viridiplantae; Streptophyta; Magnoliopsida; Fagales; Betulaceae
Product: BTB/POZ domain-containing protein At5g03250
Exons: 4
Coding region: 1-1800 (599 amino acids)
Molecular function (GO): protein binding
Source: RefSeq, a predicted model, not a curated record